Messenger RNA from Dovyalis caffra, 399 nucleotides. The record is from the annotation of a GenBank genome assembly. NCBI's taxonomy places the organism in Eukaryota, Viridiplantae, Streptophyta, Magnoliopsida, Malpighiales, Salicaceae.
AUGAAAGCAUCUACUAUUGCACUCAUUGUCUGUGGCUUCAUAGUUGCAGCAAUUCUGAUUCUGAUUUGUGUCUGUAAAAGAGGCUUAAAGGGAAACAAACUACAUCCUGGCAAGGGGAGGACUAGAACAGCUACUCUGCCUCAGAAAACAUAUCAUGAUCCAGGUCAAAAUGGGGAAAGUAGUGGCAUAAGAGAUGGCGGGAUAGAUGUUCUGGCUGGCGCUGCUGCUGCUGUAGUAGCAACCACUGUAAUUGCUAGUAUCGAUGAUGGAGGUGGUUUCAAUGAUAGUGGCUUGGGAGGUAUGGACAUGGGGAAUGGCAAUGAUGUUGGUGGUGGCACGGAAGAUGGUGGGGUUGGUUAUGGCGGAGGCAGCGGGGAAGGAGGUGGUGGUGAUGGCUGA